CAUGCUGUCCCAAUUAGCGUGCUCCCUACGCAACUAUCUAACCUCUAUUGUUAAUGCCGUCUACCCGAGCAAAUCGGCGCAGGAACCUUCGGAAAACGAUGAAGACGACGUCGUGCCCACCAAAAUGUUACUCGUGGUCCGAGACGAUUUGAAAAUGUCCAAAGGAAAGGCCUGCGCACAGGUGGGACACGCCGUUCUGGGCGUCUACAAGCGCGCGUUAGAGCGACGUCACAACUACCUGGAACAAUGGGAAACGUCAGGACAGCCCAAAAUUGUUACAAAAAUUGAUUCAGAAGGAGAAAUGGACACAAUCUGUGCCCUCGCUGAAGAAAAGGCUAUUCCCACCUACAUCACUCAGGAUGCUGGGAGAACACAAGUCGCCCCAGGCAGCCGAACCGUCUUGGCUCUGGGUCCAGCCCCGGUUGAGCUCAUCGAUUCCAUAUGCGGCCACCUCAAGCUGUACUAGUGCCACCAAGGUGUGUUCUUGCAGCUGAAGCCCCGCGGU
Molecule: messenger RNA, 505 nt
Organism: Schistocerca gregaria
Lineage: Eukaryota; Metazoa; Arthropoda; Insecta; Orthoptera; Acrididae
Product: peptidyl-tRNA hydrolase 2, mitochondrial-like
Exons: 3
Coding region: 2-466 (154 amino acids)
Cellular component (GO): cytosol; mitochondrion
Molecular function (GO): peptidyl-tRNA hydrolase activity
Source: RefSeq, a predicted model, not a curated record